Messenger RNA from Heteronotia binoei (common prickly gecko), 2741 nucleotides. Its product is annotated as zinc finger protein 436-like. Gene Ontology annotation, biological process: regulation of DNA-templated transcription. The coding region runs from base 237 to 2363 and encodes 708 amino acids. Lineage: Eukaryota; Metazoa; Chordata; Lepidosauria; Squamata; Gekkonidae. The transcript is spliced from 7 exons. The record is from RefSeq and is a predicted model, not a curated record.
CACAGGGCUGCACCCCGGGGCUGGAUCAGCCCCGAGCCUUCUUCCCAGGAAAAGGAAGGCAGAGAGCAUUUUUCCGGGGCCCUGCAAACCUGAAGGGGUUAAAGCCAGCCGAGCUGUUUGCUAGAGAGCCCGAGAAGGGGAGGAGGCUUGAGACAGGUCAAAGCGGGAGGAGCCCGGCCAAGUGACUAAGAGUGUCUUUCCUGAGUCAGAGGCAACCCAAAAGAAAGGGGAAGAAGAUGGAAGAAAAGGACCCUGAAGGCCCUGGAAAUGGCAAGACGUUCAGGAAAGAGCCCCAUCCCAUCCAAGCAGGGAGUGGUGCUGCAUUUUGGGAGAGAGACAUCUUGGUUCAGGACCCUGUGACCGCAGAUGUACGCAGCCAAUGCUUCAGGCAGUUCUGUUACCCGGAGGCUGAUGGGCCCCGAGAGGUCUGCAGCCAGCUCCAUGGACUUUGCAACUACUGGCUGGAACCAGAGAGGCGCACCAAGAAGGAGAUGGUGGACCUGGUGAUCCUGGAGCAGUUCCUGGCCAUCCUGCCGCAGGAUGUGCAGGGCUGGGUGAGAGGAUGCGGGCCAGAGACCAGUUCCCAGGCAGUGGCCCUGGCCGAAGGUUUCCUCCUGAGUCAGGCAGAGGAGAAGAGGCAGACACAGCAGAUGUGGGGGGGACCCGUGAAGGUGGAAGGAAGCUUCUCCGAGGUGGAAGGAGCUCCGUCAGAGGAAGGUCAGAGGGCGCAGGCCCAGGAGCGUGCCCAAGAUGCCCUGUCAAGUGGCAGUGAAGAGACGUUAUUGAGCCCUUUUCUUUGCGGAGAAGUGGAAACGCCUCGUCGACAUCUGUCCCAGUCUCCGCUUUCCUUUGAGGAGGUGGCCGUGUAUUUCACCGUGGCGGAGUGGAGUCUGCUGGAUCCAGGCCAAAAAGGUCUCUACAGGGAAGUCAUGCUGGAGAACUAUGGGAGCGUGACUUUUCUGGCAGGCGAUGAUCAGAGGAAUGAGGAGGAUGAGGAACUGCGUCAUGUAUCACCAGAUGAAGUAACAAGUGAAGAUGUGAGAAGAAACAUCAGGAUUCAAAGCAGGCCUCAGAGGCAGAAUGUCAGGCGCAGAGUGAAGAAGAGGGACACAUCUGUUCUUUGCAGGAGGGGGGAUUUCCAAGAUGUAAGUCACAUGUUGGAGGAUACAUACAAGUGUUUGGACUGUGGAAUGAACUUCUCAGAUCUAACGCAAUAUAAUGUCCAUGUUUCAAAGCAUGGUAUAAUGAAGAUAUCUAAGAACUUUCAGUAUGGAAAGUACUUCAGAUACAAAUCACAACUCCUUGUGCACCAAAAGAUAGACACAGCGGAAAAACCUUUUGAGUACUCAGAAUGUGGGAAGAGAUUCAGUCAUAGUUUCCUUCUUAAACAGCAUCUAAGAACCCACACAGGGGAGAAGCCUUUUGAAUGCUCAGUGUGUGGGAAGAGAUUCAGGAACAGUAGCAAUCUUCAAAUUCAUCUAAGAACGCACACAGGGGAGAAGCCUUUGGAAUGCUCAGAGUGUGGGAAGAGUUUCAGUUGGAGUGGCAAUCUUCAAAAGCAUCAAAGAACUCACACAGGGAAGAAGCCUUUUGAAUGCUCAGAGUGUGGGAAGAGAUUCAGUAGGAGUAGCGAUCUUCAAAAACAUCUAAGAGUCCACACAGGGGAGAAACCUUUUGAAUGUUCAGAGUGUGGGAAGAGAUUCAAUUGGAGUAAUACUCUUCAGUAUCAUUUAAGAAUCCACACAGGGGAGAAGCCUUUUGAAUGCUCAGAGUGUGGUAAAACAUUCAGUCAGAGCAGCCAUCUUCAACGUCAUUUAAGAACCCACACAGGAGAGAAGCCGUUUGUAUGCUCAGUGUGUAGGAAGAGAUUCAGUAUGAGUUGCCAUCUUCAACGUCAUUUAAGAACCCAUACAGGGGAGAAGCCUUUUGAAUGCUCAGCCUGUGGGAAGACAUUCAGCGACGGUAGCAGUCUUCAAAGGCAUCUUAGAACCCACACAGGAGAGAAGCCUUUUGAAUGUGCAGAGUGCGGGAAGACAUUCAGUCGCGGUAGCCAUCUUCAACGUCAUUUAAGAACCCACACAGGGGAGAAGCCUUUUGAAUGCUCAGAGUGUGGGAAGAGAUUCAGUCAGAGUAGCCAUCUUCAACUUCAUUUAAGAACCCACACAGGAGAGAAGCCUUUUGAAUGCUUAGCCUGUGGGAAGAGAUUCAGUGACAGUAGUAGUCUUCAAAAGCAUCUUAGAACCCACACAGGGGAGAAGGCUUUUGAAUGUGCGGAGUGUGGGAAGACAUUCAGUCGCAGUAGCCAUCUUAAGUGUCAUUUAAGAACCCACACAGUAGAGGAGCCUUUUAUAUGCUCAGAGUAGAAUGGGAUGAGAUUCAGUCAGAUUGGCCAUCUUCAACAACUUCUAAGAACGCACACAGGGGAGAAGGCUUUUGAGUGCUCAGAGUGUGCAAAGAGAUUCAAUCAUAGCACCAAUCUUUAAAAACUUCAAAGAACCCACACGGGGAAGAAGGUUUUUGAAUUCUCAGAGAAUGGGAUGAGAUUCAGUCAGAUUGGCCAUCUUCAACAACUUCUAAGAACACAUAUAAGGGAAAAGCCUUUUGAGUGCUCUGAGUGUGCAGAGAUUCCGUCAUAGUGGUCUUAGCUUGACGUCAAUUGAUUGAUAUUACAGAAUGGCUGUAUGAUAAAGUAUCUUUGUGCGAAACGUAUUAACCAAAAUUAAUACAAAUGUUUUUCUAUU